Molecule: messenger RNA, 2382 nt
Organism: Penicillium riverlandense
Lineage: Eukaryota; Fungi; Ascomycota; Eurotiomycetes; Eurotiales; Aspergillaceae
Product: serine/threonine-protein kinase
Exons: 4
Coding region: 1-2382 (793 amino acids)
Biological process (GO): protein phosphorylation; intracellular signal transduction
Cellular component (GO): cytoplasm
Molecular function (GO): ATP binding; protein serine/threonine kinase activity
Source: RefSeq, a predicted model, not a curated record
AUGGCCGCCGCACUGGACGAGGAAGACCUCUCCAUCCCUUUUCCCUCUGAUCGUACGCGUGAAAACACCAGCAGGCCGCCGCCUGCCAGUUCCAACCCUUCCGCCAUGGCCAUGCCGCCACCCUCGCGCCCGCCCGGCAAAGCCGAUGCCCCGACACAGUCACCGGCUACCAUGCGGGACAUGCAGCGCCUCGACCAGUACAAAACGAUCAAGAUCCUGGGCGAGGGAUCCUUCGGAAAAGUGAAAUUGGCGAUCCACCAACCAAGUGGACGUCAAGUCGCUCUGAAAAUCAUCUCUCGUCGCAAGCUGUUGUCCCGAGACAUGGUCGGUCGCGUGGAGCGGGAGAUUCAGUACCUGCAAUUGCUGCGGCACCCACACAUCAUCAAAUUAUACACGGUCAUCGCUACCAAAACCGAUAUUGUGAUGGUGCUGGAGUACGCCGAGCGGGAGCUGUUCGACUACCUCGUGCGAAAGGGAAAAUGCCACGACGAUGAGGCCCGAAAAUUCUUUCAGCAAAUUAUCUGCGCCGUGGAAUACUGCCACCGACACAAAAUUGUGCACCGCGACCUGAAGCCAGAGAACCUCCUGAUCGAUAGCGAGAAGAACGUCAAGAUUGCUGAUUUCGGACUAAGCAAUAUCAUGACGGAUGGCAAUUUCCUCAAGACAAGCUGCGGUAGUCCGAACUAUGCCGCCCCGGAGGUGAUCUCCGGCAAGCUCUACGCCGGUCCCGAGGUCGAUGUCUGGAGCUGCGGUGUGAUAUUGUACGUGCUAUUGGUGGGCCGGCUGCCAUUUGACGACGACUACAUUCCCGCCCUGUUCAAGAAGAUUGCCGCCGGCAACUUCCACCUGCCGGGGUAUGUCUCCUCUGGGGCUGCUCGGUUGAUCCGGGCGAUGCUUCAGGUUCACCCGGUUCACAGAAUCACGAUCCCCGACAUUCGGCAGGACCCGUGGUUUUGCAAAAACCUGCCCAAGUAUCUUGAGCCACCCACAGAAGAAUUCAUUGCGACGGGCGUAGAACCAUACAAGUCAAUUGAUGCUCCCAAACUUGCGCCGGGAAAGCCGCUGCCCGCCCAGCAGAAGAUUCAUCAGGUUGCCGUGUCAAAGCUCGAACGAAGCAUGGGAUACGGCAGGGAAGAUAUUGAAGAUGCUUUACGGCAUACAGAGCCCAGUGCAAUCAAAGAUGCUUUCUUCAUCAUCGUCGAGAAUGAAAUGAUGCAAACCAGCUCCCCGACGGAGGACAACUUGAUGGACCAAAAUGUUAAGCCCACUCCCCAAAAGAAGCAGCCUACAAGUCCUCCACCGGCAGACCGUGCUCAUGCGGCGUAUCAUGCGCAGGCGCGGGACGCCCCAGUUGUCACUCCGACUCGGACCCCAAGUGCUUCACGUCGUCCUCAGGAGUCCCCGCAGAAUGAUACCGAUGACUUUCGCAUCAGUCACGUCCGUAUCUUACCGACGAGCUUACCGUAUGUCCAUGAUCAACUCAUGGAGCACCGCGACCGGGAACAGCGAGCUCGCAAUAAAUUCCUCGAAGAGCAGCAACACGAGGCACGGUUCGAGGAGGACGGCCAAGGUGGCUACCGGGAGCGUUCGCCUGAGGAACAAGCUGCGACCGCUCGAGCUUUGAAGCCGCACGCUCGUAGCGUUAUUGACUUGGACACGUUGCGUUUGGAGCCACCAACGACACAUCCCGUACCUGGCCCACAGAAGAGAUCCCGCAAGUGGCAGUUCGGCAUCAGGUCGCGAAAUCAGCCCUACGAGGCGAUGCUGUACCUGUAUCGCGCAAUUGCUGCACAGGGUGGAGUCUGGGAUAUUCAGCCUAUUGAUUCUGGCUCGCAAAUAGGACCCGAUGCAAGCACCCCCUCGGACAGCCCCAAGUCCUUACAGAACAAGUAUCCCGACCUUCCCUCGGAUUAUUACAUCCCCAAGGAUCCAUGGUUCAUCCGCGCCCGUCUAUUGAAAGAAGGCAUCACAGCCCCCGGAGCCUCCACUAGUGUCUACAACAGCCGCAGCGACCUCGAGGAGUUGCGACGUCGUUUCAAUAUUGCAAGUAUUGCUUCCCCUACCGAAGGCCAAAGCCCAUCGUUGGGCAUGGAAAGCGGCAGUGGAUCCGGUCCUUCCUCGGCCUCACAGAAAGCCGGUCUCCCGCGGAUCUCGCAUGGAGUCUGGGUCUUUGUGGAUAUCCAGCUGUAUCAGCUAGAAGAAAACAACUACAUGGUCGAUUUCAAAUGCGAUGGCUACCAGAACGUCAUCCGCGCCGACAGCGAUUCCGAAUGGCAUCCCAUCAGCAAACGCCUCAAGAACAAGGAAAAGGAAGUCACCAGCCCUUACCCUUUCCUUGAUGUGGCAUCGGAUCUCGUGGCCCAGCUGGCUGUGGCCAGCUAG